This is a messenger RNA of Anopheles nili, 1332 nucleotides long. RefSeq names its product apolipoprotein D-like. Lineage: Eukaryota; Metazoa; Arthropoda; Insecta; Diptera; Culicidae. The transcript is spliced from 5 exons. The record is from RefSeq and is a predicted model, not a curated record. The coding region runs from base 123 to 755 and encodes 210 amino acids.
GAUCUGCUGGUGUUUUGAUCGCUCGCGCUGUUCGGCGGACUUUGCCGCUUGGUUCAAGGUGCAAGAUCGGUGAAGGAAAACGGGUCGGAUUCCUUUACCCCGUUCGCGUGGAAACGUGAAGGAUGUAUCUUCAGGGCACGGAGCUGCGAGUUCUGGGGUUCGCCCUUGUCGCCCUCUGGUUCACCCGGUUGACUCCUGUGCUGGCGUCGGGGUUCGGCAAAUGCCCCAACUAUCCAUCGAUGCCAAAGUUUAACAUGACGAAGUUCUUGGGCAAGUGGUUCGAAGUGGAACGCUCCUUCUAUCUGCCCGAGCUGGCCUCGGGUUGCACGACGCUGACCUUUGAAAACACCACGCUCCGGGACGAGGCCGGCCGGAGCCAGCUGGAGAUAUCGAUUAAAUCCGUCAAUCAAUGGACGGGGAACCCAUCGAUCAGCAUUGGAGAAGCCGUACCGGAGAGCGAAACGUCCUCCAUCAUGAACGUGCAGCUUCAAUCACGGCUACCAACGGCAAUUGCGCGACUGCUGCCCGGAUCCGGCCGAUACCAAGUGCUCUACACCAACUAUGAUAAUUUCGCCAUCUUGUGGUCAUGCACUAGCUUUGUUGCGGUUCAUGCGGAUCAAAUUUGGCUUCUCGGACGCGAACGGGAUUAUUCGACGGAGAUCAGGAAAAAAAUCUACAACGCCCUGGAGCAGCUGAGCCUCGACCCGGAUCGUUUGUUUAUUGCAAAAAAUAAAAACUGCCCCGCCACACUGUAACGAUCUUUUGUUAAUGAUCGAGGCGAAUUCUUCCCGCUAGGGCGAAGAAUACUGAGAAUCUGUGAUAUUAUAAACAACCCGUAAGGUGGACGAAUCAAGAAAAACGAAACCAUGAAUCAACUAGUAGCAUGCAAACAAGGUACCCGGCAGAGCCAUAUGUUUUCGGAUCCGCAGCCUUUUGAGAUAAUAAAACACAUCAUGAAAAUCAUUCGAAAACAUUGAUAUUAUUGUACGCGAGAGCUGCUUACGAUAUAAGUUAAUAGUAAUCUAUCGAGUUGUAGUUAUAUUGCGUGAAUUUGUCAAGACUAUAGUAAUGAUUUUUGCUUUUCGUAGCUUGCUUCAAUAAUCGUAGGGCAGCAAACAGCAUUUUAUAAAACGAUUUACAAUUAAACCUGAAGUAGAGAGAUGUAGAGAGAAAGCGAAGGGAGAUGGGCCAAGAACGCAAAUCGUCUGCAGGAAUGCAAACAAAGGGCUGGUCCUGGAAGAUGUCACGCGCACGUGCUGGGUUGCGCCAUUUGUCCCGAAGGAUGUACGCUAAUCGAUUACGCUCUAAUUCCAUUAGCUUAAGUACGGUUCU